Apodemus sylvaticus (European woodmouse) is the source of this 854-nucleotide messenger RNA. RefSeq names its product inhibitor of growth family member 5 (gene Ing5). Bases 71 to 793 code for a protein of 240 amino acids. Gene Ontology annotation, molecular function: chromatin binding. NCBI's taxonomy places the organism in Eukaryota, Metazoa, Chordata, Mammalia, Rodentia, Muridae. The transcript is spliced from 8 exons. Gene Ontology annotation, cellular component: nucleus. The record is from RefSeq and is a predicted model, not a curated record. Gene Ontology annotation, biological process: positive regulation of apoptotic signaling pathway; positive regulation of DNA-templated transcription.
GCGGCGCCGCCCCGCCCCGAGUCCGCGGUACCGCCCGCUCGCGCAGACCCCGAGCGUGGCCGCAGCGAAGAUGGCGACUGCCAUGUACUUGGAGCACUAUCUGGACAGCAUUGAGAACCUUCCCUGUGAGCUUCAGAGGAACUUCCAGCUGAUGCGAGAGCUAGACCAGAGAACAGAAGAUAAGAAAGCAGAGAUUGACAUCCUGGCUGCAGAGUACAUUUCCACAGUGAAGACUCUUUCAUCAGCCCAGCGGGUAGAGCACCUCCAGAAGAUCCAGAGCGCCUACAGCAAGUGCAAGGAGUACAGUGACGACAAGGUGCAGCUGGCCAUGCAGACCUACGAGAUGGUGGAUAAACACAUCCGAAGGCUUGAUGCUGACCUGGCGCGCUUUGAGGCUGACCUGAAGGACAGGAUGGAUGGAAGUGACUUUGAAAGCACUGGACCCCGGAGCUUGAAAAAAGGUCGGAGUCAGAAAGAGAAGAGAAGCUCCCGGGGCCGAGGCAGGCGGACGUCAGAAGAGGACACCCCGAAGAAAAAGAAGCAUAAAAGCGGGUCUGAGUUUACUGACAGCAUCCUCUCUGUGCACCCCUCUGAUGUGCUGGACAUGCCUGUGGACCCGAAUGAGCCUACAUACUGCUUGUGCCACCAGGUGUCCUACGGGGAGAUGAUCGGCUGUGACAAUCCGGAUUGUCCCAUUGAGUGGUUUCAUUUUGCCUGCGUGGACCUCACCACAAAGCCCAAAGGAAAGUGGUUCUGUCCACGAUGUGUUCAGGAAAAGAGGAAGAAGAAAUAAAGAAGAGGCUGUCGUGCCAGACUGAAGAGCAAGCUAAUAUAUUUCUUCACUCAUAUUGCAA